Messenger RNA from Tetrahymena thermophila SB210, 1212 nucleotides. Its product is annotated as NOT2/NOT3/NOT5 family protein. Gene Ontology annotation, cellular component: CCR4-NOT core complex; P-body. Gene Ontology annotation, biological process: nuclear-transcribed mRNA poly(A) tail shortening; regulation of DNA-templated transcription. NCBI's taxonomy places the organism in Eukaryota, Ciliophora, Oligohymenophorea, Hymenostomatida, Tetrahymenidae. The transcript is spliced from 10 exons. The record is from RefSeq and is a predicted model, not a curated record.
AUGUCUAAAAAAAGAACUCCUGAAGAGGUUGAAGAAGCAGCUAAAAAUGUCCUUAAAUUAUGCGAAAGUGUAGAAAAUUAAAUAAAAAGUCUUAAACAAGAUUAGCACUCAAAUGAUUAAAGAGAUUCAAUAGUUAAGGCAAUAAGCAGAGAUUUGAGCAAUCUGAAAAGCAUAAGGAAAAAUUAGCUUACUGAUGUCGUUUUAAAAUAGCACGGCUCAUUCUAAUUCUAAUUCAAUAAAGAAGCAAUCUACACUCUUUAGAAUAUUGUUAACCACGCUGACAAUGUGAUUAGAAAAGUAGAAUAGAAUUUCCCAAAUGCACAAAAGGACGAAUUCUUAUAAUGGUAUUAAGAUUUCAGAGAAAUAAUGAAUCAUAGAAUAAAGGAACUUAAGCAAAAGCAACAAUAACCAAAUAACAAGAAGGUCAAAAAACCAUUAAACUAGAAGCAAAACGACAAAAAUGAUCAGCUUAUUGAAGCCAUUGAAUUCCAUCAACAAAAGCUAGAUGAAAUAAAAAUGUUCUUGGAAUCUCAUAUAAACAUUUCCAUUCCUAUCGACUCGUUAACAGCUGUCAAAUAAGCUCUUAAAGAUAUUUUCAAUUCUGACAGUUAAGAUGAGCUCAUUAACAAUGAAAAUAUAAAAUUCCAUUAUGAUACUAUUGAGAGUGUUUAUGAAAGUGAUUCAACUUCAACAACUAAAUAAGAAGUCCCUUAAACUGCUGGCACUAACAGUUCAUUUACUCUUUUCAAUAAAAGCAAGUUAUUAGCGUCUUAAUAAGAAAGAAAAAAAGACUUUUCAUACUUGACAAACAUGCUCCAAACAAGCUUUAACAACUCAAUUCAAUAGUCAGAUUUCUAUCCUUCUGAAUUGACCAAAGUCAGUACAUCAAAUAAAAGCUUGUUUCCAAAGUAUAAAAUGCUUUCAGAGGAUGUCUUUAGCAAAUUUGAUCUAGAAACUCUUUUCUUUAUUUUCUACUUUUAGAAAAAUACUUAUGAACAAUACAAUGCAGCUAAAACUCUUAAAAAUAAGAGCUGGAGAUAUCACAAGAAGUAUAUGACUUGGUUCCAAAGAUUAGAAGCUCCAAAAAUUUAAGAAGAAGAAUAUGAACAGGGAACAUAUGUAAUUUUUGAUUAUGAAAAGGGCUGGAUCUAGAGAAAGAAAGUAGACUUUAAUUUCAAAUAUACAUAUUUGGAAGAUGAAUUAAAAGUCUGA